Molecule: messenger RNA, 2001 nt
Organism: Hevea brasiliensis (rubber tree)
Lineage: Eukaryota; Viridiplantae; Streptophyta; Magnoliopsida; Malpighiales; Euphorbiaceae
Product: aldehyde dehydrogenase family 3 member H1
Exons: 9
Coding region: 293-1876 (527 amino acids)
Biological process (GO): aldehyde metabolic process
Cellular component (GO): cytoplasm
Molecular function (GO): aldehyde dehydrogenase (NAD+) activity
Source: RefSeq, a predicted model, not a curated record
CACACAACUCUUCACCUGACAGGUCGGACCUUCCGUUCCUUUCUCUAACAUUGUAUUAUUCUUUUUUCCGCUAUUUCCCUUCAUUCAUAUUCAUAUAACCUAUCCGCAAUUUCCAUCCAAGCACUGAAUUCCAUUCUUAUCCAAACGCCUCCUUAUAUAGAGAAACGACACAACGGUACAAAACGUCCAGCCAUCAUAGCUGGUGGAUACCAACAAAGCACUAUUCUCUCCCUCUCUCUCUAUAUUUAUACGCUAUAGGUUUCGGCUUUGUUUAUCGAUUUGAGGUAUUGAAAUGGCUGGGAGCGAGGAGAAGGAGAAGGCGGUGUUCGAUGUGGAUGCAGCCAGUGCUUUGGUGAAUGAGCUGAGAUGCACUUUCGCUUCUGGUAAGACUCGGAGCUAUGAAUGGAGAGUUACUCAGUUGAAAAAUAUGUUAAAGAUGUGUGAUGAGAACGAGAAAGAGAUCGCCGAGGCUCUUCGCCAGGAUCUUUCCAAGCCUGAACUCGAAUCCGUUGUUUAUGAGAUAGGCAUGCUGAAGAACUCGUGCAGAGUGGCGCUUAAAGAAGUGAAACAUUGGAUUGUGCCAGAAAAGGCAAAGACCUCAUUAACCACUUUUCCAUCAUCGGCUGAAAUUUUGUCAGAACCUCUGGGUGUUGUUUUAAUAAUUUCAGCAUGGAAUUAUCCUUUUUUGUUGUCUCUUGAUCCACUUGUUGGAGCUAUUGCAGCUGGUAAUGCUGUGGUAUUAAAACCAUCAGAAAUUGCUCCAGCCUCAUCCUCAUUGCUUUCAAAACUACUUGUGAAAUAUUUGGAUAGCUCUGCCAUAAGGGUUAUUGAGGGGGCUGUUGCUGAAACGUCUGCCUUGCUGGAGCAAAAGUGGGAAAAAAUAUUUUAUACAGGCAAUGGAAGAGUGGCACGUAUUGUGAUGGCUGCUGCUGCAAAGCACCUGACACCGGUUGUUUUGGAACUUGGGGGAAAAUCUCCUGUUGUCAUUGAUGCAGGCAUCAAUUUACAGGUUGCAACUAGGCGGAUAAUUGCAGGAAAGUGGGGGUGUAACAAUGGACAAGCGUGCGUUUCUCCUGAUUACAUUAUAACAACGAAAGAUUAUGCUCCAGAACUGGUAAUGUUGAGUGCCAUUAAAGUUUCAUUCCAAUUCUUUUUGGCUUUUCAUUUUCUCCCAUGUUGUUGUUCUUUUAGUUGUUUUUUUAAUUGUUUUGUUCUCAUCCAGGUGGAUACACUGAAAAACGAACUAGAGAGAUUUUAUGGAAAGACUCCAUUGGAAUCAAAAGACUUGUCCCGAAUUGUGAAUUCUAACCAUUUUACUCGUUUGACUAAGCUACUGGAUGAGGAUAAGGUUUCUGGUAAUAUUGUCCAUGGAGGUGAAAGAGACAAAGAAAGCCUGAAAAUUGCUCCCACCAUCUUGCUGGAUGUCCCACAAGACUCUCUGAUAAUGAAUGAGGAGAUAUUUGGUCCGUUGCUUCCUAUUAUAUUGGUGAACAAAAUCGAAGAGAGUUUUGAUUUGAUAAACUCAGGAACAAAGCCACUUGCAGCUUAUUUAUUCUCCAAUAAAAAGAAACUCAAGGAACAGUUCGUGAUGUCUGUCUCUGCAGGGGGUCUAGUCAUCAAUGACACUACUGUGCAUCUUGCUGUUGAUACUUUACCAUUUGGAGGUGUUGGGGAGAGUGGAAUGGGUUCAUACCAUGGAAAGUUUUCUUUUGAUGCUUUUAGCCAUAAGAAGGCAGUACUAUAUCGAAGUUUCAUUGGUGAUGCAGCCAUAAGGUAUCCACCAUAUACCACAGAGAAGGUAAGAUUGAUGAAGGCCUUAAUCGGUGGUGGCAUAUGGAACAUUAUCCAAGCUUUGCUUGGCUGGGGCAAGGCUUGAGAAGAAUAUGUGGUUGUUCGUGUAAGUUUAAGAUACUCGACCCUUGUAAAUUGUUGUUCUUGUACAAUUUAAAUUGGAUUAAGAUUGAUGGGUUGCAACAACGGAAAUGGAAUGUUGCAUAAGUA